Messenger RNA from Mirounga angustirostris (Northern elephant seal), 1883 nucleotides. It is a transcript of the gene USB1, whose product is annotated as U6 snRNA biogenesis phosphodiesterase 1. Gene Ontology annotation, molecular function: 3'-5'-RNA exonuclease activity. Gene Ontology annotation, biological process: U6 snRNA 3'-end processing. NCBI's taxonomy places the organism in Eukaryota, Metazoa, Chordata, Mammalia, Carnivora, Phocidae. Gene Ontology annotation, cellular component: nucleus. Bases 87 to 806 code for a protein of 239 amino acids. The record is from RefSeq and is a predicted model, not a curated record. The transcript is spliced from 7 exons.
CCCGCCCCCGGGAGGGCACUUCCGGCACGGCGGAAUUCCGGGUGCGAUCGCUCGCGGAUACCGACUGCAGUCGUGGAGGAGGCCCCAUGAGUGCGGCGCCCCUGGUGGGCUACAGCAGCAGCGGCUCGGAGGAUGAGGCUGAGGCCGAGGCCGGGGCCCAGGCGCGGCCGGGGACUGGAGGCUGCCGGCGUGCCCAGAGCCCCCUUCCCAGCCAGCGGUUGCCGGUACCCGACAGUGUGCUGCACAUGUUCCUAGACACCGAGGAGGAGCCCGAGGAUGACCGGGAAAAACAUGGGGGCCGGGUGCGCACCUUCCCCCACGAACGGGGCAACUGGGCCACGCACGUCUAUGUGCCAUAUGAGACCAGGGAGGAGUUCCUGGACCUGCUGGACAUGCUGCUGUCCCACGCCCAGACCUAUGUCCCCCGGCUGGUGCAGAUGGAGGCGUUCCACCUCAGCCUGUCCCAGAGCGUGGUGCUGCGGCAUCAUUGGAUCCUCCCGUUCGUGCAGGCUCUGAAAGACCGCAUGGCCUCCUUCCCACGAUUCUUCUUUACUGCCAACCGGGUAAAGAUUUAUACCAAUCAAGAGAAAACCAGGACCUUUGUCGGGCUCGAGGUCACCUCUGGGCACGCCCAGUUCCUGGACCUGGUCUCGGAGGUAGACAGAGUCAUGGAGGAAUUUGACCUCACCACUUUCUACCAGGACCCUUCAUUCCACGUCAGUCUGGCCUGGUGUGUGGGUGACGCACGUCUCCCCCUAGAAGGGCGGUGCCUACGGGAACUACAGGUGGAAGAACAUCGUGGAUGAGUUUGAAGACCCCGAGAUGGUGCUGCGCGCGCAUGCCGAGCUGGUCCGCUGCAAGUCCGGGAACAAGUUCUUCUCGAUGCCUUUGAAGUGAGCACCAGAGACUCUCAGCCCAGGCCCCUCUGCAGGCGAGGCAGAGAUGGAGAAGCCUGCCCCAAGCCCUGGGGAGGCUCUUAGCCUCCCAGUGCACUGGGAGGCCUGGUCUGGAGCGCAGCCACUGCCCGUCCUCCCUGGGGGCUGGUUCAGGCUGGUUCGCUCCUGGCGGGUUUGGGUUGCAGGUCCGGCCCUGCGGUGUGUGGUCAUUGUCAGGAAUCACCAGUAGAGGGCAGCCUGGGCUUCCUACUUCUAGAUCUGUGGUCUGUGGUCAUGCCACACACAAAAAAAAGUCAGGGUCACCCCAGCGAGCCCACCCAGACUCAGCCAGCACCCCCACUGUAGCCCCUCCAACAAACUGCCCCUCCCCCACACCCUCCCCCCAUCAGCUAUUUGCAUUUGGAGGCCAUUGGCCUCCAUCAGGGUUCUUUAAACCCUCAUGCCCUGGCUCUUCCCCACUCGCGCUGGACAUACGGUGUUUUAAUGGGUCUGUCACCCUCCCUCCCUGAAGCGCAUCGCUUUUAUUUAUUUAUUUUUGGUCUCCCCCUCCAGUGCCAACAGAGGCCAUCUCAGGGCCAAGGUGCAGAGUGCUCAUUUGUGCUUCUGCCUCAGUUUUCUCCACCCCUGCCUCCCACUCACACCCAGCCAUGUGCCUGGGGAGCCGGGAGCAGAUGUUUCAUUUUGGCCUGGCUGGUGGCGGCUCUAAGGCAGCCCUCCAAUGCUCUGUGACCUCUGGCUCCUCAUCGGCUUUCCCAAAGAGGCGGAGAGGCAAGGCCUUCCCCCCACUUCUCUUUCCUCCGCCUCCAGCCGCCUGCCAAGGGCAUUCUGAGCGGGGCUCGGAGGACGGGCCAGGGGGUGCCUCAGGCCUUCACCAGAGCAAAAGACCAGUCCCGUUCAGUUGUCAUCUGCAUCUCUAGUGACAGAAAGAUAUUUUUAUGUUACAGGUUUCAAUUAUGUUCAAAUAAAAAUUGUGGUUUUAAUUUUGGA